This is a messenger RNA of Rangifer tarandus platyrhynchus (Svalbard reindeer), 408 nucleotides long. NCBI's taxonomy places the organism in Eukaryota, Metazoa, Chordata, Mammalia, Artiodactyla, Cervidae. The record is from the annotation of a GenBank genome assembly.
AUGUGGGGUCUUAGUUCCCCCACCAGGGAUCAAACCCGCAUGCCUUGCAUUGGAAGGUGGAUUCUUAACCACCGGAGCCCCAGGGAAAUUCCUGGAUCCUCUUUGCUAACUCAUUAUCUGUUCUUUCCAAAUAACAUCCUCUGGAACACGCAUAUCAUCACCCAGGUAACCAAAGAUGCUGUCACACAAGUUGGAGUUGAGGAGUGUGUCCAUGGCCUCCAAGCCCCUUAUCUCUACAAGUUCAGCAUCGGCUAUAACGCUGGACUGUUAACCAGCCGUCCGUUUUCGGAGUCAGUUACGUAUCCACCAAAGGCUUCCCUGAUAGCUCAGCUGGUAAAGAAUCUGCCUGCAACGCAGGAGACCCUGGUUCGUUUCCUGGGUCAGGAAGAUCCCCCAGAGAAGGGAUAG